UGGAUUAACCACAUCGUCAUCGUCACCAUGCCGGGAGCACAGAUCGUCUCGUCCACCCUCGUGUUUUUCGUCAACGGGAAGAAGGUGGUUGACGACGCCGUAGACCCAGAAUGGACCUUACUUUACUACCUCAGAAAUAAACUCCGCCUGUGUGGCACCAAGCUGGGAUGCGCCGAGGGAGGUUGCGGUGCCUGCACCGUCAUGGUCUCCAAGCUGGACCGCAGCACCAAGAAAAUAGCACACCUGGCGGUGAACGCGUGCCUGGCCCCGGUGUGCGCCAUGCACGGCCUGGCCGUGACCACGGUGGAGGGCAUCGGCUCGACGCGCACCCGGCUGCACCCCGUGCAGGAGCGCAUCGCCAAGGCGCACGGCUCGCAGUGCGGCUUCUGCACGCCGGGCAUCGUCAUGUCCAUGUACGCGCUGCUGCGCACCCUGCCCAAGCCCAACAUGCACGACCUGGAGGUGGCCAUGCAAGGCAACCUCUGCCGCUGCACCGGCUACCGGCCCAUCAUCGAGGGCUUCCGCACCUUCACCGAGGAGUGGGAGCAGAUGCAGUCCACCGUGCGGACGCACAGCCUGGCCAACGGCAAGGCAAACGGCGUCAACGGGAACAGCAACGGCGUCAACGGACACAGCAACGGCGUCAACGGGAGCAGUAACGGCGUCAACGGCAACGCCAACGGCGGGUGCGGCAUGGGCAGUAAGUGCUGCAAGGUGACGGGCAAGGGCUGCGGGGCGGCGGAGGAGGACGAGGAGGAGCCCAUGGAUCGGGCGGGCAAGCCGGCCAAGCUCUUCGACCACAACGAGUUCGCGCCGUACGACCCGUCGCAGGAGGCCAUCUUUCCACCGGAGCUCGUGGCAUCCGCACUCCUGGACAACCAGUACCUCAUCAUCAAGGGCCCCCGGGUCACUUGGCACCGGCCCACGUCUCUAGACACCCUCCUCGAGGUGAAGGCCCAGCACACCGACGCCAAGAUCAUCGUCGGGAACACCGAAGUCGGCGUGGAGACCAAGUUCAAGAACUGCCUGUACCCCGUGGAGAUCAUGCCCAGCCGAGUACCGGAGCUGACGGCCAUCGAGCGGCACGAGGACAGGAUCCGCGUGGGCGCGUCCGUCACCCUGCGGGACAUGGAGGACUACUUCCGGGGCGUCAUGAAGGAGGAGCCCGAGAGCAGGACCAGGAUCAUGAAGGCCAUCGUCAGCAUGCUUCACUACUUCGCGGGCCGGCAGAUCAGGAACGUGGGGGCGAUUGGAGGCAACGUUAUGACUGGCAGUCCCAUAUCCGACAUGCUGCCGAUACUCCUCGCGUCCAACGUGGACAUGGAGGUCCGCAGUAAAGAACGAGGCUCGCGCCACAUCAAGCUGGACCACACCUUCUUCACGGGCUACCGGCGGAACGUGGUGCAGCCCGAUGAGAUCCUCGUCUCUCUGGACGUGCCCUUCACCCACGCCGACCAGUACUUCUUCGCCUUCAAGCAGGCCAAGCGCAGGGACGACGACAUCGCCAUCGUGAACAUCGCGCUGAACGUGACGUUCGAGCCCAGCUCCAAGACCAUCAAGGACAUCUACGUGGCGUACGGCGGCAUGGCGCCCAUGACGGUGCAGGCGCGCAAGACGCGCGAGGCGCUCAUCGGCCGCACCUGGGACGAGGCGAUGCUGGACGUGGCGUACGCCGCGCUCGUCGAGGACCUGCCGCUCGCGCCCAACGCCCCCGGGGGCAUGAUCCGCUACCGCAGCUCGCUCACGCUCAGCCUCUUCUACAAGGCCUUCCUCAAGAUCACGGACCAGCUGAGCAAGCGGCUCGCUGGCCAGGUCGCCCCGCUGCCCGCGCCCCUGCGCAGCGCCGCGACGGGCUUCCACAGCAAGCCGCCCAAGUCCUCGCAGUACUACUUCCUGGAGAAGGACGAGAGCAAGGGACCCGUCGGCCAGCCUAUGGUGCACAAGUCGGCCGAGAAGCAGGCCUGCGGCGAGGCGGUGUACUGCGACGACAUCCCCAAGUACGAGAACGAGCUCUAUCUGGGCCUGGUGCUCAGCCAGCGCGCGCACGCCCGCAUCGUGAGCGUCGACCCCAGCGCCGCGCUGGCCGUCGAGGGCGUGCACCUGUUCCUCUCGGCCAAGGACCUGCCCGGCGAGAAGAACGAGUGGGGCGCCAUCUUCCACGACGACGAGGUGUUCGCGUCCGCCGAGGUGCAGCACGUCGGCCAGAUCGUGGCCGCGGUGGUGGCCGUCGACCAGCUGACGGCGCAACGGGCGGCCAAGCUCGUCAAGAUCCAGUACGAGGACCUGCCCGUCAUCGUCACCAUUGAGGAUGCGAUCCGGAACAACUCUUACCAUACCAAGCCCGCCUUGUUGCAAUCUGGUGACGUGGACAAGGCCCUCGCUGAGGCGAAGCACAUCGUCGAGGGCGAGGUGCACAUGGGAGGACAGGAGCACUUCUACCUGGAGACGCAGGCCUGCGUCGCCGUGCCGAGGAACGAGGACGACGAACUGGAGAUCUUCGCGUCCACUCAGAACCCAGCCGAGACCCAGAAAUUGGUGGCACACAUGCUGGACGUGCCGAGCAACCGCGUGGUGGUCAGGACCAAGCGCAUGGGCGGCGGCUUCGGCGGCAAGGAGUCAAAGGCCAACGUGGUGGCGCUGCCGUGCGCGCUGGCCGCGAGCAAGCUGGGCCGGCCCGUGCGCAUCAUGCUGGACCGCGACGAGGACAUGCUCAUCACGGGCACCAGGCACCCCUUCUACAUGCGCUACCGCGUGUCGCACUCGCCCGAGGGCCGCCUGCUCGCCGCCGACGUGCACAUCUACAACAACGCCGGCUACAGCAAGGACCUCUCCACCUCGGUGCUGGACCGGGCCAUGUCGCACUUUGAGAACGCGUACUACAUCGAGCACAGCAGAGCCACGGGGUACGUCUGCAAGACCCACUUGCCGUCCAACACGGCCUUCCGAGGCUUCGGCGGCCCCCAGGGCAUGUUCCUGGCGGAGCACAUCGUCAGGCACGUGGCUGACGCCGUCGGGAAGGACCCCAUCGAGGUCGCGGAGAUGAACCUGUACAAGGAGGGCCACCGCACCCACUACAACCAGGAGCUGGUGCACUGCACGCUGCAGCGCUGCUGGACGCAGUGCAUGCUGGACGCGGACUACACCCGCCGCCUCCAGGACGUGCAGGACUUCAACAAGCUGCACCGCUACCGCAAGCGCGGCCUGGCCAUCGUCCCGACUAAGUUCGGCAUCGCGUUCACGUCGCUGUUCCUGAACCAGGCGGGCGCGCUCGUGCUCGUGUACGCCGACGGCUCGGUGCUCCUGUCGCACGGAGGCACGGAGAUGGGCCAGGGACUGCACACCAAGAUGAUCCAGGUCGCCAGCCGCGCUCUCGAGAUACCCGAGUCGUACAUCUUCAUCAGCGAAACUUCCACAGACAAAGUGCCCAACACUUCUCCCACCGCCGCCAGCGCCGGCUCCGAUCUCAACGGAAUGGCUGUUCUGGACGCGUGCGAGCAAAUCAUGGAGCGCCUCAAGCCCUUCAAGGAGGCCAACCCGAAGGGAUCAUGGAAGGACUGGGUGAACAAGGCGUACUUCAGCCGAGUGCAGCUGUCUGCCUCCGGCUUCCACGCCACCCCCGACAUCGGCUACAACCGCGAGACGAGGACGGGCAAAAUGUUCAACUACUUCACGUUCGGCGCGGCCGUCACCGAGGUGGAGAUCGACUGCCUGACGGGCGACCACCAGGUGCUGCGCUCCGACAUCGUCAUGGACCUGGGCGAGAGCCUGAACCCCGCCAUCGACAUCGGCCAGGUGGAGGGCGGCUUCAUCCAGGGCUACGGCCUGUUCACGCUGGAGGAGAUGGUGUACUCGCCCACGGGCAACAUCUUCUCGCGCGGCCCGGGCGUCUACAAGCUGCCCGGCUUCGCCGACAUUCCCCAGGAGUUUAACGUGGCACUGCUAAAAGGCGCCCCUAACCCCAGGGCGGUGUACUCAUCAAAGGCUGUGGGUGAACCGCCCCUGUUUUUGGCUGCGUCCGCAUUCUUUGCCAUCUGGGAGGCCGUGAAGGCGGCGAGGGAGGAGGCGGGGCUGUCCGGAUACUUCACACUCCACUCGCCGGCCACGGCGGCCAGGAUCAGGAUGGCCUGCCCCGAUCACCUUACCGAACAUUUCCCGGAACCCGAGCCUGGGACGUUCCAGCCCUGGAGCACUGCUGUGUGCUGAUAGCCUUAUCGAGACGAAAAGCUGAAGAGGACAACCGAGUUGACUUAAACUUCGUGUGAUACCUGCGUCAUAUGUACCUGGGUUAUGAUUACUGUAAUUACUGUACUGUAUGAUUGCUGUAAUUCUAGUGGAGAGUCACUUUUAUUAUAAAUCCAUGAAAUGUAUCUAGUAUCUAAGAAACAUGUAAGAAUGUGCUACCCGCUGAUUACUCUUAGCCAUUCCUCACAUUUUGAAGAGAUGAAUUGUACAUAUUAUUAUAGUAACUGAUGAUGGAAAAACCAUUUGUAAUAGACUGUCAAUUUCUUACCUGUUUUAGGGUUACCUGAAAAAGUGGGCAGGACAGUAUGCGCCCUGUGCACUGGUUCCAAUCCUUACUUGAGCCUGCCCAAGUAUACCUUAUUUGUGAUAUAACUCUGUAUUGCCAUCUCACUUAGCUUGUAAGUUACUUUACAGCACUAGGGAAGUCAACAAAACUUUUAUCUGCGUGUAAAAAAAUAUCUCCUGCCAUAUUUGAUUGUGCCAUUAUUCUUGUCUAUAAAAAGUAACGCAAAAGAAAAUUGAAUAUUAUUGAACCACA
Messenger RNA from Frankliniella occidentalis (western flower thrips), 4780 nucleotides. RefSeq names its product xanthine dehydrogenase (gene ry). NCBI's taxonomy places the organism in Eukaryota, Metazoa, Arthropoda, Insecta, Thysanoptera, Thripidae. Gene Ontology annotation, molecular function: iron ion binding; xanthine dehydrogenase activity; 2 iron, 2 sulfur cluster binding. The record is from RefSeq and is a predicted model, not a curated record.